AUGCAGGCUGGCAAAGAUAUUGUCUCGUUUGAGGUCUUCGGCUUUGUGAAGGCUACUUUGGCCAUGUUAUUGACUCCGAUGUGGCGCCUCGUCGUGUAUGGAUAUCGACACCUCCAGGAUGAUCUCGAGAGUGCCGAGGUCUUCCUCGGGAUGUCCUGA
Uncinocarpus reesii 1704 is the source of this 159-nucleotide messenger RNA. RefSeq lists its product as uncharacterized. The coding region runs from base 1 to 159 and encodes 52 amino acids. The record is from RefSeq and is a predicted model, not a curated record. NCBI's taxonomy places the organism in Eukaryota, Fungi, Ascomycota, Eurotiomycetes, Onygenales, Onygenaceae. The transcript has 2 exons.